UCAUACAUACAUAUCGCUAGCUUAGAGUGAAAAGUUGAUAAAGCCACGUUUUAUGAAAACAAAAAAGCAAUAUUCCAAAGAAUUUUGUAGUUCGCCCAAUAUGAAAAGGUCUAUCAAACUGUAAAGACACUUUUAAUAGGGUAAAAAAUAAAAGAUAAGGAACUCAAUGAGCAAUCAAAAGCCCAUUGUAUACGAUAAUGAUGAAUCAUUCACCACGCGAGCUAACCAGCACUAUAGACCGAAUAUAAAAGAAAGAUAAACAAAAACUACAUUUAUCGCUCCUGCUUCGUAAUGUGUAAAAUAUCUCAUGGUAAAAUUGUGUUAGUUUUUGCGUGAGGAGUUAAUAUUCGCAAAUUGAAAACUUGAAACCUGUCUACGGAAAAAUACAGUUUUUUGAGUUAUGACAGUAUUUUAGUAAAUCAGCGAUGUGUAAUAGUCAACAUCGGCCGCUCUUGCCAAUGGUAAAAUUGUCCACUAACACCAGAAAGAUAUCAGAUUCGAAUCCAUGUCAGCGCCGUCUUAAAAAAAAAAUAAUUCUAGUCACGGAGAAAUGGAGGUGUUCAAAUCUUAUUAUAAUUAUUCAUUCUAUUUAAUUGCGGGAAACUAAAUAGAACAUAUAUGCAUAACCAGAUGAUAACUAAAUAAACUUUGUUAGAAAGGAAGACCUUUUUAUUUGCGACAACGACAAAACUGAACUCCAACGAUAUUAACUAAGUGUUAAAUACUAAAAAGCUCAUUAUCAAGCAUGUCUUAUCUGUAGAUAACUAAUAGUUUGCCUCUAUUGACAAUAUAUGCAAUCUUAAUGCUACUUGUUGCCUUUUUUUUCCUUCUAGCGCCUUGAAUUUAAACGUAGCGGAAACAAAACCCGUUGAUCCUCAAUAAAGUCACAAAAACCAACUGGGCGCAAUGGUCAUUAGCAGCUAUACAUGGAAUCUUGCCAAUCAAUGUUUCAUCUUGGCCAUCACUGUUGUAAUGUCGGUAAAAUGCGCUGAAAUGAAAUUCAAAAAAACUGCCACACACGCUAUUCUUUGUACGAUCGGGUUUGUAUUUCUUUCUGCGGAAGGCAUGAUGGUGCGUUCCCACAAUAAUUGGCUCACACGUUCAUUACAUCCGGAUACAAAAGUCACUUUACACUUUUGGCUGCAGUUAAUAGGUGGUUUAUUGGGGGUAGCCGGCACAUUGCAGAAAUCACUGCCAAAGGAACACCAUUUUCGAACGUGGCAUGGAAAAUUAGGCUUAGCUGCGUGCGUGUUUUUUGUCAUAAACUGCCUUUCUGGCGCGUUGGGUCUAUAUUCCUGGGGUUACCGCCAGUAUGCAUCGUUACUAGUUAAUGAUUUCAUUCACAAUUUUCUAGGACUGUUAACAUUCGUUACGGCCAUGUUAGCGCAAUAUUCUGGAUAUUAUACAGGUUUCUUUAACCGAAACCUAAAGGAACAUGAAGCAUUUUUUAAAUACUUGACGGCCGCGAUCUUGUUGCUGACUGCAUGGGACCCAUUGAUGAUAUUUUUGGGAAAGCUCUUUUAGAUGCAUAUAUGUAUAUAUAAGUAUGUGAUUAAAUAAUUAGGAAGCUAAAAAGUGAUUGUACAAAGUACAAAUUUAGAAAUUGUGGAAAUGAAUUUAACAAUAAAUGUACAAGUAUUUUUAA
Messenger RNA from Rhagoletis pomonella (apple maggot), 1645 nucleotides. RefSeq lists its product as uncharacterized. The record is from RefSeq and is a predicted model, not a curated record. Gene Ontology annotation, molecular function: transmembrane monodehydroascorbate reductase activity. The transcript is spliced from 3 exons. The coding region runs from base 907 to 1524 and encodes 205 amino acids. NCBI's taxonomy places the organism in Eukaryota, Metazoa, Arthropoda, Insecta, Diptera, Tephritidae.